AUGCUUCAAGUUCUAUUUGGAACCCUCAAGAAUGAGGUCUCACUUGUUCGAGGUUUCAGAAAUGAAGCACAACAGUUAACUCAUAAUCUGGACAUGAUCCAGAAAUUCUUGAAUGAUGCAGAGAUGCGCUCCAUCCCUGAUGAGGCUGUCAAGAAGUGGCUCACGGAUCUCGGAAACGUGGGGUUCGAUGCUGACAACGUUUUGGAUGAAAUCAUAUAUCAUGAACUCUCCAAACAAAGCAAGGCGGAUACGAUGGCCAACAAACCCAUGAAACAAAAGGUAUUAUCAUACUUCUCAUGCUGCCUUCAUAUUUCACGUGCUCGAAGUAUGGCUCUUAGAAUCCAACAAAUCAAUCGGAAUUUGGGGGUCAUUAAUCAAAGGGCUGCCCACCUUGGCCUCGUCGGGAGACUUGCUCCUGCUGUGCCCACUUUGCCUGACGUUGCUCGUGAAACUGACUCAUUCUCUCUAGAUCCAAUUUUUAUUGGAAGAGAUGAGAUGAUGUCAGAAAUAGUUGAACAGCUUACCGCUUGUAUCACAACUGAUGUACGUAUUUCUAUCCUUGCCAUUGUGGGAAUGGGAGGAUUGGGGAAGACAACUUUGACUAGGAAAGUCUUCCAUCUUCUCAAAGAAAAGGAUCUGUUUGGAUCACAUAUUUGGGUGCAUGUUUCUCGAAAUUUUGAUCCACUCAUUCUUUUCAACAAAAUCCUCAAAGGAUUGACUUCUCCUGAUCAAGUCGAAAUCGGGGAUAAGGAAGGUGUUUUAAAAGAACUUGAAGUAGCUUUAAAAAAUAAAACAUAUCUUCUUAUUCUUGAUGAUAUUUGGAAUGAAAGUGUUCUCACAUGGGAAGAAUUUAUUCAUCCCUUGUUGUGCGUUAGUUCUAUGAAAGGUAAUGUGAUUGUUGUUACCACCAGAAGUAUGGAUGUCGCUUCAAUUAUGAAUCCACUUUGUACACAUGAGCUGCAAAUGUUAUCAGAUGAAGAUUGUUGGUCAAUUAUCAAAGAAAAAACUUUUGGAAAAGAGAAUGUUCCUUCAGAACUUGAGGCCUCUGGAACUAAGAUUGCAGAAAAAUGUAAAGGUUUGCCAUUAGCUGCUAGCGUAGUAGGUGGAGUACUACUGUGUGAUAAAUCUGAAGAAAGAUGGCAUUCAAUCAAAGAGAAUUGGCUUUCACGCUAUGAAGGAAAGGAUAUCGAACAGAUAUUGAAGUUCAGUUUUGAUAAUUUGUCUCUACCGUCACUCAAAAAGUGUUUUGCAUAUUGUUCGAUUUUUCCUAAAGGUUACAAAUUUAAAACACAGACUCUGAUUGAGUAUUGGAUGGGUGAAGGAUUUCUUAAAGCUGAUGAAAGCAGUGACAUGGAAUCUAUGGGAGAAAAAUUUAUCCAUGUUCUUCUACGCAACUCUUUACUGCAAAUUGCAGAAAGAGAUGUUUAUGGAAAUGUGGAAAGUUGUGUGAUGCAUGAUCUUCUGCAUGAUCUUGCAGCUUCUGUUUUAAGAGGUUCUUUUAAGGAAGAUGAAAUUACCCAAGUUCGAUACAUGUGUCACAUGAAUGAUUACAUGUUCUCAAACUUCAAAUCUCUUCAUGUUUUAGCUUUUCAAGGGUGGAAAGUUAAAGAUUUGUCAAGUGAAAUCAAGAAGUUGAUACAUUUGAGAGUUCUUGAUAUUGACAAAUCAUCUAUUGAAUAUCUUCCUGAUUGGAUUGGUGAACUCUUUCACUUGCAGACACUGAGAGCUUGUAAUAGUGAGUUAAAGAAACUUCCAAGUACUUUGAAGAACUUGAGAAACUUAAGGCAUCUCUAUAUUAGGAGAGAUGUAGAGUUGUUUGCCGAGAUUGGUCUGUUAACUUCUCUCAGGACCCUACAGUUUUUUAGGGUGGGAGACAAGAAUGGCUACAAAAUUGAAGAGCUAGGAAGUUUGAAUUGUCUCAAAGGAAAACUGCAAAUUGAUAACCUUGAAAGGGUUCAUAACAAGGAAGAGGCUAAGAAAGCAAAACUAUCAAACAAGCCAAAAUUAUUGGAGUUGUAUUUGGGAUGGGAGACUGGUAGAGAAGGUGAAACUACUAAUGAUGAGAAUGUGUUGGAAGGCCUCCAACCUCACUCUCGUCUGAAGAAGUUGGAGAUAUUUGGAUUUGGAGGCAGAAGCUUUCCAUCAUGGGCUCGAAAUAUGGAAGUUGAUAAUGGGCUACCAUUUAACAAGUUGGUUAAGAUAAGACUCUCCGACUGCUCAGAAUGUGAAGAAAUCCCAAUGUUUGGGCGGUUGCCAAAUCUCAAGUGUCUUGGGUUGUACAGAUUGAGGAAUGUGAAGUCCAUAAAUUCUUCAUUCUAUGGAUCAGUGAAUGAUGAGACACGUACUGUAUUCCCAGUGCUAGAAGAGCUCAUGUUGGAUGACAUGUUGGAUGACUUGCCUAAGCUCACAGUGUUGAAGGGAAUAGAAUCAGGGGAUGCAAGUGCUGUCAGUGUAUUUCCUCGCCUUCAACACUUGACGAUUGAGGAUUGCCGUGUGUUGACGAGUUUUCCUACCCAUUUCUGGUCGUCCCUCAAAGAUAUGAGGUUUCGUGGUAUUGACAGCUAUAAGCCUUUGGCAGACAUAUUUCAAACGGAAUUAACGUUGCUAACGGAGCUUAGGAUAGAUGGAGUAGAUGAUGUAGAAAGUCUCCCAGAUUGGCUAUUCUAUAGUAAUCCCAAUCUCUCAAAGUUGACUAUAAUUGAGUGUUCCAAUUUGAGAGAAAUACCAGAUGGUCUAGGCACCCUCAAUUCUUUGAAAGAGUUGAGCAUAAAGGAUUGCCCAAAUCUGAAACGGAUAGGAGAUCUUGGCGAUCCUCACUCAAGCGUUUGUGGUUGGAGGAUUUAA
Molecule: messenger RNA, 2844 nt
Organism: Salvia splendens (bonfire salvia)
Lineage: Eukaryota; Viridiplantae; Streptophyta; Magnoliopsida; Lamiales; Lamiaceae
Product: putative disease resistance protein RGA1
Exons: 2
Coding region: 1-2844 (947 amino acids)
Molecular function (GO): ADP binding
Source: RefSeq, a predicted model, not a curated record